Coregonus sp. 'balchen' is the source of this 436-nucleotide messenger RNA. The record is from the annotation of a GenBank genome assembly. NCBI's taxonomy places the organism in Eukaryota, Metazoa, Chordata, Actinopteri, Salmoniformes, Salmonidae.
GAGCUGUUUACAGCAGAGUGUAAGUUUAAGGAGUCGGUGUUUGAGAACUACUAUGUGAUCUACUCGUCGAUGCUGUACAGACAGAAUGAGUCUGGGAGGGCCUGGUUCUUGGGCCUGAACAAGGAGGGACAGCCCAUGAAGGGCAACCGCGUGAAAAAGACAAAACCCGCCGCUCACUUCCUGCCCAAACCUAUAGAAGGUAAGGGUGUUGUCACACACACACACACUCACACACACACACUCACACGCUCUAACACUCUGAUCUCUCCUCUUCUCUGUAGUUGCGAUGUACAAGGAGCCGUCGUUGCACGACGUCAGAGAGACGUUGCCUAAAGUCGCCGGAGUCCCGUCCAGCAAAAGCACAACCAGCGAACCAGUGGCCAUGAACGGGGGCAAGCCAGUCAACAAACCCGACCCGAAGGAGACUGCGACAUAA